Molecule: messenger RNA, 705 nt
Organism: Aureobasidium melanogenum CBS 110374
Lineage: Eukaryota; Fungi; Ascomycota; Dothideomycetes; Dothideales; Saccotheciaceae
Exons: 5
Coding region: 1-705 (234 amino acids)
Source: RefSeq, a predicted model, not a curated record
AUGGUCCUUCGCCUAGGCCUUGUGCAGUGUCAUACCGUGAUCACAUAUCCUCCAUGGAGAGGCGAUAACCUCAAAACAAACGGCACGCUGCCUCAAAACGAUAUUCAUGCCUUGGGACAAAACUAUGUCGAUGGACAGUACACAUUUCCCUACGGUCAGCAGUGGAUGUACCCAUGUGGAGGCAUGCCGACAAGUACGAACAGAAGUCUGUGGCCAGUCAAUGGUGGUGCUGUUGCUAUACAACCUGGUUGGUUCCAAGGCCAUAAAACAGCAACGUUCUACAUCAACAUUGGCAUCAAUGGACCGGGAGAGGUAGCGCCUCCAAACAUGUCGCAUCCAGUCGUUCCAGCCUUCCAAAUAACCGGCCCUGUCAACACCGCAUAUCCAGGCACAUUCUGCCUACCACAGGUUCCGCUUGUGCCAAACCUCACGUUCAACAUCGGCGACAACAUUACUAUCCAGGUUAUCGAGACCGCCCAGCAUGGUGCAGCCAUCUACAACUGCGCAGAUGUGACGCUCGCAGAUCCAGCCGACGUCCCAGAAGUAAAUGCAUCAAACUGCUUCAACUCUUCAGACUUGAGUUUCCAACUGAUCUACGCAACCGGAAAUCUCAGCAGCGGCGCUUUACCGACGGCCAUUGCAUCUUCUUCAAUAUCUCUUACGCUGCCAGUACUUGUGGCCUUCCUUACCUUCAUGUUGUGGUAA